AUGAGUCUUCAGUUGUUGGACCGUGCUCAGCUGAGCCUGCUGGUGGCUGUGUCUGGUGUUCCAGUGACCGGACUGGUGCGACCCGGCACCCUGGUGGCGAUGCUGGGGGGCAGCGGCGCCGGCAAGACGACGCUCAUGGCGGCGCUGGCUCACCGCUCACCAGCGGGCACGCUGGUGGACGGCGACAUCCGCGUGAACGGUCAGCCGGUGGGUCCCGGCAUGCGGCGCCUCAGCGGCUACAUGCACCAGCACGAGCUCUUCGUCGGCAGCCUCACCGUACGCGAGCACCUCACGCUCAUGGCGCGGCUGAAGAUGGACCGCCGGACGCACAGCAGCACCCGCGAGCGGCAGCUGCAGCAGCUGCUGGCGCAGCUGGGGCUGGAGGACCGUGCCGACGCGCGCAUCGACGGCGCCCUGUCCGGCGGCGAGCGGAAGAGGCUCGCCUUCGCGGCAGAGCUGAUGACCGACCCGCUGCUGCUGUUCUGCGACGAGCCGACCACCGGCCUGGACUCCUUCUCGGCGCAGAAGCUGGUGCACAUGCUGCGCCAGAUGGCCGACCAGGGCCGCACCGUGCUCUGCACCAUCCACCAGCCGUCCAGCGAGGUGCUCGACCUCUUCCACGAGGUCAUCCUGCUCGCCGACGGGCGGGUCGCCUUCGCGGGCGAGCUGUCUGCCGCGCUGUCCUUCUUCAGCAGCCUGGGGCUGGAGUGCCCGCCGCGCUACAACCCGGCCGACUUCUUGGUGUGCGCCGUGUCGGGCGGCCCCGGCCGGGACGACGCCGCGCGCCGCCUGUGCGACCAGUUCGCCGCCAGCAACGCCGCCGCCCAGCUGCUGGCCGACGUCCGCCUCGAGGAGCUGCCGCCGGGGCUAGGCCGCUCCGAGCCCUGCCUGCUGGUCGAAGACACGGAGAUACUUGGAGAGACGUCGGAAAAGUUCAAGGCGCCCUUCUUCACGACGUCGCUGCUGUGGCUGACGUGGCGCUACUUCCUGCACGCCAUCAGGGACCCCACCGUGCAGAACCUGCGCAUCCUGCAGAAGAUCGCGAUCGCGGCCAUGGCGGGCCUGUGCUACCUGGGCACGGAGGCGCGCACGCAGCUGGGCGUGCAGUCGGUGCAGGGCGCGCUCUUCAUCGUGGUGGCCGAGAACACCUUCUCGCCCAUGUACGCCGCGCUGGCCGCCAUCCCGCAGGAGCUGCCGCUGCUCAGGAGGGAGUACCGCAGCGGCCUCUACUCGCCGCCCACCUACUACGUCGCCAGGCUGCUCGCCGCGCUGCCGGGCCUGCUGGUGGAGCCGGUGCUGUUCGUGCUGACCGCCUACUGGCUGGUGGGGCUGCGCGACUCGUGGCACGCCGUCGCCAUGACGCUGCUCGUCGUCACGCUGGCGCUCAACGUCUCCACCGCCUGCGGCUGCUUCUUCGGUUCGGCUUUCGACUCGGUGUCUACAGCGAUGGCGUAUCUGGUGCCUUUCGACUACGUGCUCAUGAUCAUGUCUGGGCUCUUCGUAAACCUCAGCACGCUGCCCGUGGCGGUCGAGUGGCUGCAGUACCUGUCCUGGCUCAUGUACGCCAACGAGGCGCUCUCCGUCGUCCAGUGGGAAGGCGUCACCAACAUCACCUGCGACGGAGCGCCGGAGGGCGUGCCCUGCCUGAGGUCGGGCCGCGAGGUGCUGGACAAGUACAACUUCUCGGCGGACCGCCUCUCCAGCGACCUGGCGUGCAUGGCCGGGCUGUGGGGCGGCUUCCACCUGCUGGCCAUCGUCUGCCUCUGGGUGCGCGUCCGCUCCAACUGACCGCCGUGCUGAGGCACUGGUGGAAAAACGGACUGCCUACGACGGUUCACACGCGCCGUUCCUGUUUUGCCUCUCGUGGUUGCCACACUGCUAGCGGUUGGGGUCUGCCACGCAGAAGCCAGAGUCUGGAACCGCCGUCAUCGACUACAGACUGUCACAUAUGUGCCAAAUUCUACGACAG
Messenger RNA from Schistocerca cancellata (South American locust), 1969 nucleotides. Its product is annotated as protein scarlet-like. Bases 1 to 1788 code for a protein of 595 amino acids. NCBI's taxonomy places the organism in Eukaryota, Metazoa, Arthropoda, Insecta, Orthoptera, Acrididae. Gene Ontology annotation, cellular component: plasma membrane. Gene Ontology annotation, molecular function: ATP hydrolysis activity; ATP binding; ABC-type transporter activity. The record is from RefSeq and is a predicted model, not a curated record. The transcript has 14 exons.